Arvicanthis niloticus (Nile rat) is the source of this 4068-nucleotide messenger RNA. NCBI's taxonomy places the organism in Eukaryota, Metazoa, Chordata, Mammalia, Rodentia, Muridae. The record is from RefSeq and is a predicted model, not a curated record.
GGGUGUGCUGAUGGCUUGAGGGUGAGGUAAAUCUAGAGGUACAUGGUGCGGGUCCGAGCCGUGGUGAUGGCCCGAGAUGACUCCAGUGGGGGCUGGCUGCCUGUGGGGGGCGGGGGCCUCAGCCAGGUGAGCGUAUGUCGGGUCCGAGGGGCCAGGCCCGAGGGGGGGGCCCGCCAGGGGCACUACGUCAUCCACGGGGAGCGGCUUCGGGACCAGAAAACCACCCUGGAGUGUACCCUGAGGCCAGGUUUGGUUUACAACAAAGUGAAUCCUAUCUUCCACCACUGGAGCUUGGGGGACUGCAAGUUUGGGCUGACGUUUCAGAGUCCUGCAGAGGCAGAUGAGUUCCAGAAGAGCCUGCUGGCUGCACUGGCUGCUCUGAGUCGAGGCUCGCUGACUCCCUCCUCUUCUUCUUCCUCCUCCUCCCCUUCCCAGGACACUGCAGAGACUCCCUGCCCUCUGACGUCCCACGUGGAUAGCGACUCCUCCUCCAGUCACAGCCGCCAGGAGACUCCUCCCACAGCUGUCGCUCCCAUUGCCACAGUGGAGUCAGCAGCUGCCUUCCCACCGGCCACGCCCCCGCAAAGGCGCCGCUCCUCUGCUCAGAGCUACCCUCCGCUUCUACCGUUCACUGGGAUUCCAGAACCUUCAGAGUCUCUAGCUGGGGCAGGGAGCCAGGGCUGGGGCAGCCGCGGCUAUGAGGACUACCGGCGAUCUGGACCACCGCCUCCACCUCUUGCCCUGUCUACCUGCGUUGUGCGCUUUGCCAAGACUGGUGGAUUGAGGGGCGCAGCCCUGGGUCCUCCAGUGUCACUCCCUGGCCCUCUCACAGAGGCUGUACCCCCAGCACCCCCUGCUCGUCCACCCCCAGGCCCAGGCCCCACCCCUGCUCUAGCCAAAGCCUCCCCAGAGGCUGAGGAGGCUGCGCGCUGUGUGCACUGCCGAGCUCUCUUCCGCCGCCGGGCAGAUGGGCGUGGUGGUCGCUGCGCAGAAGCCCCAGACCCAGGUCGCCUGCUAGUGCGCAGGCUCAGCUGCCUGUGGUGCGCUGAGAGCUUGCUGUACCACUGCCUGUCUGACGCCGAGGGUGACUUCUCGGACCCGUGUGCUUGUGAGCCAGGCCACCCGCGCCCUGCUGCGCGCUGGGCCGCUCUGGCUGCUCUGUCCCUGGCAGUGCCCUGCCUCUGUUGCUAUGCGCCCCUGCGCGCCUGUCACUGGGUUGCUGCACGCUGUGGCUGUGCGGGCUGUGGGGGUCGCCACGAGGAGGCUGCACGGUGAGGAUUGUUGGGCUGGUUUGGAAAUCGGUCUGAAGACCCAAAAAUUGAAGGUCCAGGACCCUGAACUCCAUACGAACCUAAAACCCAAACUUAGGUACAUCUGGAACUUGAAUGGAUUUGAGAGAUCCCAGAUCUGGUACCUGGACCCCAAACUGAGGACUGAGAUCCCCAGACCCAGCUUCAUCAGGGUGUCUGUCCACCCGAAGUCCUGAAUUCUGGAUUCUCCUUCCCUUUUUCCUACUGAAGAGACUUAGGACAUUUUCAAACAUUGCAUCUCAAGGGGCCCAGGAGCUCACAUCCCUAAGACCCAGGGAUCUUGGACCCUGACUCUUCCAAAUGCUCAACCCAGACUUCAGGUCAUGCUUGACAUUGUAAACACUCAUAUUAUGGCCCCCAAAUUAGCCAAGAGUUGCUAAAACUUGACCCUAUAUCAAAUGGCUUAGAACUUGAGACCAGAGGACCCAGAAUCACUAGAAAAUGGUCCCUGAAUUUUCACCUGAGACCUGGUAUUUGCAUAUUUAGAUGCUCUUAUAGCCCCAGGACCCAGAGACUCCAAACCCUCCUGGGUAAGAAACAUUAGGAUAGUUUGGAAUCACCAGACACUGGCCUGAAGUCCACUGAGUCCUGAAAGUCCACAGACAUUGCUUGCCAUCAGUUCAUGUGCAAGUGACCUGCAAAUUCCCUAGCACCCUAGAUUUAAAAUGCAUUAACUCCUUGGAUAUCCUCAAACAUGAGGUAUGUUCUGACCAAAAUGACUUGGGAGGCUCUUUUCAGAGCUCAGCAAGGUCCAGAUAUCAGACACCAAGAUGCUCGGGAAGCUAGGGACCAAACACCUACCCCUCAAGCCAGCCAUGAAUUUGAGUCUCAUGGGUGAGCUCUGAGGUGCCUGGUACCCUUAAAUGUGUGGCUGAAGCCACUAGCUCUAGGCCCCACAAACUGGUUUAUAGAGAUUAGCUAACCUUCCAGUUUCCCUUAGGCCUAAAUUUUAAGAUCCCAAAUAUUCUGGAAACACUGGCUUCCUUCUGCCCUCAUUCCCCACUUACCACACUGGUUGGGAGCCUGGAACUUAGAAGAUGUAGUGGUCAUGGUAACCCAGGUCCCUCAUCCCUUGACUUUCAGCCCUAGAGCAAAUCCAAUUUGCUUUAAGAGCACUGGAUCUAAGACCCUGAGAUAUCAUUGGGCCCUAGGUACAGGAAUUAAGUCCCCACAAUCUUGGGAUUCGUUUUGGCCUGACACCUUGGUCUCUUCGUACCAGAGACAUUCGGCAACAAGAUGCCCAGGAGUUCAUCACCUUUAGGCUCUAGAUGUUCUUGAAUUCAAAAUACUUCUAGACUAACGAAGCCCCCAUUUCCUCACUACCUGAUUUCCCUCCGCGCCUGCCCCCACCCCCGUAUGUCUUGCCAUCUAGAAGCUCAUAAAACUGGAAUGUCCCAGUAACGUCCAGAUUCCCACCCAUUCCCCUUUAUCCUAGGGCAGGGCACUUAUGCCAGUGUAAAUUCAGACUCCUGGAAUCCGGGACCACCCAGCAGUUUCCCUUUCCCCUCUAGGGCCUGGCUUUGCCACAGAAGAUUGUGCACAAGCUGCCAGCUCAGCAAAGGCCGGCUGCUGGGAUCAAGCAGAGACAGCAGAGGAAGGCUUACCUUUUGCACACCUGUAUUUCUGGGGCCAACAAUUGCUCCACAGAAGCCCCCCUUACCCACCCCUAACCUUACAGAUUUCCCAUAUCAUAAUCCCUAGUUCCUUCAGGUCCCUCUCCUGUGAACCUCUUCCAUCUCCACUGGGGGUCACUCUGGAAAGCUCAGUAUUAUUUUGUAGCACUUCCCCACGGAGAAGAGAGGUGCCACGGCCUCUUUUCCCUAAGUAGAGACACUAGGAUUUGGUGUCCUGGAUAUGAGAACCAAGGCUUCAGAGCCAAGAGAGUCUUGAUAGUUCAUGGGCUUAGAACCUACAUUUGGCCCUAAGUACCUGGGAAUGUGCACUUGAAUCAUUCUUCAUUACCCAGACUUGGGUGGCCUUGUGGGGAUUCAAGGGGUUAAUAUUUGUGUCACUUCCUUUAAAUUAUUAACUAUUUAUUGUAUCCGGAACCUGUGAUUUAGCUCCCUUAAGCAGACCCUGGGAUGGGUGAGAGAGAAUGGGAAAGAGGGAGUGUCCCUCGUGUCCCCAUCCUGCCUAGCUCUCAUCCAGUGUCAGACCCACCAGAGCUGAGGGCGGAGGGACUGGGGGCUGGGGCAGCCUGGGUCCCCAUCCCCUCUUUGUGCCUCGGUCUCCCCCCUUCCAUGGUAAGCGGGGGAAGCUCCAUUCUUAACCUACCUCGUUUUGGGAAGGGGUGGGGAGGGGGACCAGAGUGCUGUAUGGUGCUGUGAGACCUUCGGAUUAAGCAGAGGGGACUUGGGGAAGGUUCCCUUAGUCCCCCAUCUCCCAGUAACCCCUCUCCCAGGUCCCCCAGCCCUGUUCCUUGUUGAUACCCACCUCUGAUCCAUGAUUACCUUUCAUUGCCCCCAUAUCUGGGGUGCAUGGAGGACUGAACCCUGGGAGCCAGGAAUACCUCAGAUCCUGGAGCUCCCCAGCCCAAUUUUCCAGCUGCUUGCCCCCCAGAUUGGAUGCUUGCCCCCCAGAUUUUGGGGGAGGUACGCCAACAUUUAUCUUCCUGAUCUUGAUUCUAAGCCAGUCUGUGACCUUGUUAGUGUCAGGGCAGGCUGAAGUGGAGGGAGGACUAGGUGGGGGGCAAAGACCUAGCCUUGUCAUUGGGGGAGGGGGAGUUUGAGAUCUGCUCCAAGAAAUGUCUGUGACCGUG